AGAGCUCCAGCGAGGGGCUGGCCCUCGGUGACACCGGCUGCAGCAGUGGAGUGCUGGCUGUCCCCGCGGCUGGCACGGCGGCUGGCCGGGGCUCUGGGCAUGGCUGCGGGCACCCAGGCAGCCAGGCGUCUUCCCUGUCCCUCAGCUGGUUUUGAGCCUCCUGUACCCACUCUCUGAUGCUGGAGCAACUGCUGAAGGAUGCAGCCGCAGGCGCCCGGGGCUGUCUCGCUAACAAGGAGCAGAUUCCUCAAAAGCCUGCGGAGGAGACGUAGGAUCUUCAAGCAAAUUCUGGCAGCUGGAUCCCGAUAGCAGAUAAACUCAUUUGACCACCAUGAGUUGGAGUUUUCUGACCCGCCUGUUAGAGGAGAUCCAGAACCACUCAACCUUUGUUGGCAAAAUCUGGCUGACAGUGUUGAUUGUGUUUCGGAUUGUCCUAAUUGCUGUGGGAGGAGAAUCCAUUUAUUAUGACGAACAAAGCAAGUUUGUGUGCAACACGGAGCAGCCCGGCUGCGAGAACGUCUGCUACGACUCCUUCGCCCCUCUCUCGCACGUCAGGUUCUGGGUGUUCCAGAUCAUUCUCGUGGCCACUCCCUCUGUGCUGUACUUAGGCUAUGCCAUCCAUAAAAUCGCCCGGAUGGUGGAGCACAGCGAAGCCAGCAGGAGAGCCAGGAGGAGGAGCUUGCCCAUCCGCUGGAAACAGCACCGGGGCCUGGAGGAAGCUGAGGGUGACCACGAGGAAGACCCGAUGAUGUACCCGGAGAUCGAGGUGGAGAGCGCCCGCGAGAGUAAAGAGAAGCAGAGCCCUGCCAAAGCCAAGCACGACGGCCGGCGGCAGAUCCGGGAGGACGGGCUCAUGAGGAUUUACGUCCUGCAGCUCCUGGCCAGGGCCCUGUUUGAGGUUGGCUUCCUGGUGGGGCAGUAUUUCCUGUAUGGCUUCCAGGUGAGCCCCGUGUUCGUGUGCAGCAGGAAGCCCUGCCCGCACAACGUCGAUUGUUUCAUUUCCAGACCAACCGAAAAGACCAUUUUCCUGCUGAUAAUGUACGGGGUGAGCUGCAUGUGUCUGCUCCUCAACGUCUGGGAGAUGCUGCACUUGGGCUUUGGCACCAUCCGGGACACGCUGAAUGCCAAGAAGAAGGAGCUGGUUGACUCUGGGACCUUUAACUACCCCUUCACCUGGAACACGCCGUCGGCUCCCCCGGGCUACAACAUCGCGCUGAAGCCGGAGCAGAUGCAGUGCACGGAGCUGUCCAACGCCAAGAUGGCCUACAAGCAGAACAAAGCCAACAUAGCUCAGGAACAGCAGUACGGCAGCAAUGAAGGCAACAUUCCCACCGACCUGGAGAUCCUGCAGAGGGAAAUCAAAGUGGCUCAGGACCGCCUGGACCUUGCCAUCCAGGCUUACAACAACCAAAACAACCCCAGCAGUUCCAGAGGGAAGAAAUCCAAAGCGGGCUCAAACAAAAGCAGUGCCAGUAGCAAGUCAGGAGAUGGGAAGAACUCGGUCUGGAUUUAACGUUGACUCAGUUGAUAGGCUGUGUUUUUUUUCCCCUAGUUUAUCAUAACCAGCAGUCCCAUGAAUAAUGGCUUCCAUUAAGGGAAUAUUUGACUCUGCUGAUUUUCAGGGAUACCGUUGGCUCGUGAUUCAGCCCCAGAAAAGGUUUAUACACUGACUCUAGGACUUUAGAACUUUAUUCUUUUGUCUUCCAAGUCAGGAGACAAAUAGGUAUAUUUAAUUCAUUCUCAUUGAACGGUUUAUGCUGUAUGUACAGUAUUAUAGUACAUUUAUUAUGCACAAUUUUUUUUGUAUUUGUACACUGGAUCUGAUGUUACACUUUUUAUAUCAACAAGGACAAAGCAAUGGAUAGCCGUUAGCAUUUUGUUAAUUUUAUUAUUGUUGUCUGCAGUUAUGUCAUUGUUCUUCCUUGUUUUCCAAGUAAAACUUUUUAUAAAACUUUUCUCUGCUGCGUUUCCAAAGUGCCUUGAACAUGCAGAAGUGGAAUCUCCGGGCAGCUCAUGGGUGGGGAAAGAUUUGGGAAACCUCUGUCAAUGGUGCUUCUUUACUAAAUUAAUGUGCUGCUUGCAACCUGGAAGUGUCAUCCCAUAACCUCCUGUGUCCUACAGGCUCUUUCCUCUAUGGAAAAUUACUAAUAGGAAAAAUGUGUGUGUGUGUAGGUGUGUGUGUGUGUGUAUGUAGGUGUAGGGAGCAGGAGUGCCACUUGUGGGGCAGAGGAGGCUCAGGGCUCCCCACACACCUUGUGCAACAGGAGGGAGGAGACACUUCAAAUUCCUGCAAAACAUCCAGAAAAAAACUGAAUAGAAAUGACUGGAUCCAGUAAAUCCACGUGUUUCUGUGAGAGUGAAGGGAAGAGAACUUUGUGAGGCCUCCUGUUAUGUAACACCCUGUGCCCAAGGGCAGGCAGUGGUACCUUUUGGGGAGGAUUCCUGUGCUUUCCAAACGAAUGGGGUCAGAUGGAGUCUGUGUGACUGUGGAAUCCCUCCCUCUCCUGCAGCAGCACACACCAGCUGCCUGGGGAGUCUCAGCCCCUCAGAAUAUCAAUGAUUCUGCCUUAUUCCAGACCCCUCUUCCUUCCAUGCUGUCCAAGUUUUGUUCAGACACAGCAAUAUGUAUAAUUUAGCUUUCUGCUUGAGAGACCAGUCCGAUCUGGCAUUCUGUGGGUUUGGCAUUAAACUUGAAUUUACAAUUAGCAGAAGGGGAGUGAGGGACUGAUGCCUUUGGCUCUGUCUUUCUGGCAAGGAGCCGGCUCGGCUGGGAGAGACACUGAUAAAUGUCUCUGCUUUCUGCUGCUAUUUAUAAGGGAUUCAGGACCUUGCUCUGCUCCCUUUCUUUUUUCAGGUCUCCAUGCAUUUUAAUAUCUUUUGGGGGCCUGUUUCAAGCAGGACUGUUCUGUUUCAAGGCUACCUCUGUCCCUCAUCAGAGCUGAGUCAGGAGCAGGAUUCCUCCCAGAAUGUUUGAGGUGGGAAGGGACAUUAAAGAGCAUCUCCUUCCACCCCCUGCCAUGGGCAAGGACCCCUUCCUCUAUCCCAGGGUGCUCCAAGACAUGUCCAGCCUGGCUUUGGACACUUCCAGGGAUGCAGGGGCAGACACAGCUACUCCGGGCAGCCUGGGAGGAGUGAGGGAUGAAGAGUGAGGCUCCAUGGAGGACACAGAUAAAUCCCUGCCCUCUUCCUGUCCCUCAGAACAUCCAGGGGCAGCACCCACAUUAAAUUCAUUCCGGGGACAUGAGCAUGUCCUUGCUGUUCCCCUCUGCCCGAGCACCUCCUGUGAACGGGUGUUGUGCUGAGCUGUUUUGCUGUUUUCCCUCUGGGACACCAGGCAGGACAGGCAUGGCUCCAGACUAUCCCUGAGCAACCUGGAGAGCCCCUGCUGUGCCCAGAGCCAGCACAGCCCCCGUGGGAGCCCCUCUGGAACUGUGGGGACUCUGGGAAGGGAAUUGCCCCCUGGCCUGUGGCACUGACCCCUGGCUGCUCCGGGGAGCAGGUGGAGGAGAGCCAGGGUGGUGUCUCCAAGGAAGUGAGAGUGACCCUGGACGUGUGUGGCAAGUGGAUGUGGGCAGGGCUGGCCCAGUGAGCUGGGACUGGCUGUGUGGUCCAGGGCAGCUCAGCAGUUGUGCUCCUCUCACUGAACCGGCCUGAAGAAAGUCACAGUGAUGAGCAGAGUGAGCUGAGUGUGCCCGGGGAGCUGGGUGGAAACCAGGUGUGAAAAUACAAGGGAGAGACAUUGGAGCCUGGAGAGAGCCAGGGCUGGUGGCCACAGUGCCCAUCACCCCCAGCACUUCAGUUUCCCUGUUCAGGGUCCCAGAUUGACAUUUAACCCCGUGUGCUGCUUUGGGAACAGCCUUUCCCCAGUGAGAGCAGGGAAAAUCCUUCUCACUGCUCUCUUCCCAAACUAUAGCGAAUUCCUAUCGAGGACUUAAAGCAGGCUCCCACCUGUGGCUCCCUGGUUUUGUGUUGUUUCCCGGUUAAUGACCUGUGUGAAGCUGCUGCCUCAGGGCAGUCCUGUAAAUCCAGUAAAUCCCUGUUCAUGAGCAGAGUGUCCACAAUAUUCCAAUCUCAGUGCUGGAUUCAUUCUGAAAAUCCCAAGUAAUGGAGUUGUUUCUGUUGCUGCUUUUUAUUUUCGCUUUCAUUGUGUACAAAGUGCACAUUUGUGUUGAAGCUGAGAGUGUGUUGCUGGUCAUGAGAUCUGUCCCAGCUCUGUUCUGGCUGUGGCUGGUUUUGGAAUAUCAGACUUUGUUUUUCCUUUUGAAGAAACAAUAAUUUGCUUUAAAAUGUUCUUGCUUUGGCUUAAUUUAGACCAUUUUGAAAUAAACAUCCAGGAGAGACUUGGGGACAAAAAAUGCUGGAUGGAAUUUGGAUUUGUGGUGACAUUCUCUGGGUUUGGAAAAAAAAAAAAAUUAUAUUAAAUGCAGUGGAUUACUCCA
This is a messenger RNA of Pyrgilauda ruficollis (rufous-necked snowfinch), 4439 nucleotides long. RefSeq names its product gap junction protein gamma 1 (gene GJC1). NCBI's taxonomy places the organism in Eukaryota, Metazoa, Chordata, Aves, Passeriformes, Passeridae. Gene Ontology annotation, biological process: cell communication. The coding region runs from base 332 to 1513 and encodes 393 amino acids. The transcript has 4 exons. The record is from RefSeq and is a predicted model, not a curated record. Gene Ontology annotation, cellular component: connexin complex.